AAAUCCAAAACUUCAUACCACGCAUUGAAAUUUUCAACAAUGUUUGAUAAACUACCUCCUUCAUGCAAAUUUUCUUCCUCUCUCCAAUACUAAAAGAGUCUUACCAAAUUCAUCUUCAUUAUAUCAAUCUUACAAGUUUCACCCAUGGCUUCUUUCCCUCUCUCUUCCCCACAUAAAUACUCAUUGCUAAUGCUUCUCUUUGAGAACAUCAUCAAACACUUGGGAGAAGCUUUGACAUGGCCUUUAACGAUGGUCAUAACUUGCCCCUCUUGUGUCUCUUUGUUGUUGCCAACUUCUUGAGCUUUUACCAUUGUAGGGCAGCUAAUGGUGAUGAUAAUUCUAAGCUUGGAGCGUCUUUUAUCUUUGGUGAUUCUCUAGUUGAUGCCGGAAAUAAUAACUAUUUACCCACGCUUUCUAGAGCAAAUAUUCGUCCUAAUGGGAUUGAUUUUAAAGCCUCCGGCGGAAACCCUACUGGCCGGUACACCAAUGGCAGAACCAUUGGUGAUAUUGUAGGGGAAGAACUAGGGCAACCAAACUAUGCUAUCCCAUUUCUAGCCCCAAAUUCCACUGGAAAAGCUAUACUAUAUGGUGUGAAUUAUGCUUCAGGAGGUGGAGGGAUUAUGAAUGCAACUGGAAGAAUAUUUGUGAAUAGGCUAGGAAUGGAUAUUCAAAUAGAUUAUUUCAACAUUACAAGAAAAGAGAUUGAUAAAUUGUUGGGUCCAUCCAAGGCAAGAGAUUACAUUAUGAAGAAAUCAAUUUUCUCCAUCACUGUUGGAUCAAAUGAUUUCUUAAACAAUUAUCUACUUCCAGUCCUCUCAGUUGGAGCAAGAAUUACUGAAAGUCCUGAUGCAUUCAUUGAUGAUAUGCUUAAUCAUUUAAGAGGCCAACUUACUAGACUAUAUCAAUUAGAUGCUAGAAAAUUUGUUAUUGGAAAUGUUGGGCCAAUAGGCUGCAUACCAUAUCAGAAGACUAUAAAUCAACUGAAAGAGAAUGAAUGUGUGGAGUUGGCUAAUAAAUUAGCACUUCAAUACAAUGGCAGAUUGAAAGAUUUGCUUGCUGAAUUGAAUGAUAAUCUCCCUGGAGCUACUUUUGUUCAUGCCAAUGUCUAUGAUCUUGUCAUGGAGCUCAUCACAAACUAUGACAAAUAUGGAUUUACAACAGCAACAAGGGCUUGCUGUGGAAAUGGAGGGCAAUUUGCAGGGAUAAUUCCAUGUGGACCAUCCUCAAGUAUGUGUCAAGAUAGAUCCAAGCAUGUGUUCUGGGAUCCUUACCAUCCAAGUGAAGCUGCAAAUCUUCUACUUGCCAAGCAACUGCUAGAGGGAGACAAGAGAUACAUAUCUCCUAUAAAUCUUAGGCAACUCAGAGACCUUUGAUUAUAAAAAGGUUUCUGUUUCUCUGUGUUUGAGCAGUAAUCCAAUUUCUCCUUCUUUUGUCAACAGGGUUUUGCUCUACCUAUAUGGUAAAACUUCAUUUGUUUUAAUCUCUUUAUUUUCUCUUGCAAUAUAUACAGUUUGAGAAAAUUAUCAUAA
Molecule: messenger RNA, 1529 nt
Organism: Manihot esculenta (cassava)
Lineage: Eukaryota; Viridiplantae; Streptophyta; Magnoliopsida; Malpighiales; Euphorbiaceae
Product: GDSL esterase/lipase At2g23540
Exons: 5
Coding region: 237-1373 (378 amino acids)
Molecular function (GO): hydrolase activity, acting on ester bonds
Source: RefSeq, a predicted model, not a curated record